Harpia harpyja (harpy eagle) is the source of this 1826-nucleotide messenger RNA. RefSeq names its product neutrophil cytosolic factor 2 (gene NCF2). The transcript has 15 exons. Lineage: Eukaryota; Metazoa; Chordata; Aves; Accipitriformes; Accipitridae. Gene Ontology annotation, molecular function: protein binding; superoxide-generating NADPH oxidase activator activity. Gene Ontology annotation, biological process: phagocytosis; respiratory burst; superoxide anion generation. The record is from RefSeq and is a predicted model, not a curated record. The coding region runs from base 119 to 1684 and encodes 521 amino acids. Gene Ontology annotation, cellular component: NADPH oxidase complex.
GCAGAAGUACGGGCAGAAGGGAGCUAGAGAGAGCCUGAGCAGCACCACAAGGAAGGACGAGGAGAGGGGCAAAACCCACGACACGGCCGGGGACCCCACGUGCCGUUCCCACCGCGCCAUGUCCCUGGUUGAGACGAUCCGGCUGUGGCAAGAAGGGGUGUGCGCGGCAGAUGGGAAGGAAUGGAGGGCAGCCCUGGAUGCCUUCAUGGCCGUCCAGAACCCCCCUGCCAAAAUCUGCUUUAACAUCGGCUGUGUCCACCUUGUUCUGGGGAAGCUGGCCGAGGCGGAGGAGGCAUUCACCCGGAGCAUCGGCUGUGACAAGCACCUAGCGGUGGCUUAUUUCCAGCGGGGGACCGUGUUUUACUGGAGGCAGAAGCAUGAAGAUGCCAUCAAAGAUUUCAAAGAGGCACUGGCCCAGCUGCGAGGCAACCAGCUCAUCGACUACAAGAUCCUGGGGCUGCGGUACAGGCUCUUUGCUUGUGAGAUACUCUACAACAUCGCGCUGGUGUACGCCACGAUGGAGGACUGGAAGAAAGCUGAGGAGUACCUGACACUGGCCAUGAGUAUGAAGAGUGAGCCCCAGCACAACAAGAUCGACAGGGCAAUGGAAGCCAUCCUGAAGCAGAAACUCUGCGACCUGGUGGCCAUUCCCGCAGGGAAGCUGUUUAGACCAAAUGAAAAGCAAGUGGCUCAGCUGGAGAAGAAGGACUACCUGGGAAAGGCUAUGGUGGUGGCAUCCGUGGUGGACAAGGACGAUUUUUCAGGAUUUGCUCCACUCCAACCACAGGCCUCUGGUCCCCCACCCAGGCCCAAGACCCCAGAAAUCCUCACGGCCCUCAAAGGGCAGCCGCACCGCGUCCUGUACGAGUUCAUCCCCGAGACCGCUGAGGAGCUGCAGGUCCUGCCGGGAAACAUUGUCUUUGUCCUGAAGAAAGAGAAGGACAAUUGGGCUACGGUGAUGUUCAACGGAAAGAAAGGGAUCGUCCCCUGCAACUACCUUGAGCCUGUGGAGCUCCAGAACAAGCUGCAUAUCCAGGAAGAAACCCCUCUUGAAGCAGAGAUCCCAGAGUCACCCAGCUCUGCCACUCCAGAGAAGCCACGGCGGCCAGCACCAGACUACGUUCCUGCUACUGCAACACAGCCGAGAGACACAGCCAAGGAGGCCAAAGCAGCCAUCUCCAGCCCCCACAUCCUCAAGGUGCAUUACAAAUACACGGUCGCCCUGCAAGUCGAGCCAGGCCACUCCUACACAGAGCUCCUGGACCUGGUUUGCAAGAAACUGGAGCUCCAGCCCGAGCACGCACAGCUGAGGUACAAGCCUGCAGAGAGCCAAGCGCUGGUGACGCUGAGCACGGAUAACCUGGAGGCGGCUUGGAGCCAGAGCAAGGACAACUGUCUGACAGUCUGGUGCGACAUCACAGAGGGAGAAGGGUUUUUACCAGACAGCAAACCAGAGGAGUUGCUGCAGGAGCCAGCGCCAGAGGAGACAGGACCAACCCAGGUUGUAGCCCAGUACAGUUAUGAAGCCACCCAACCUGAAGACCUGGAAUUUCAGGCGGGAGAUGUGAUACUCAUUUUAUCCAAAGUGAAUGAAGACUGGUUAGAAGGCCAGUGCAAUGGGAAGAUAGGCAUCUUCCCAUCUGCUUUCAUUCAACAGUCUAACACUAAAGACCCAGAGGUGUGAUUUCAGAAGAGCUUAAAGUCAUGGACAUGGAAAGAAAUUAAGAAUUCAACUGUUACAAUUAGGAAGUGUCCAUAUUAAUCACUGCAUCUGAAGAUGAACUUUAAAUAUUAUUACUACUUGUAUUAAAAGCUUUAUUUUUUUA